AUGAACUCUGUGGAAGAUGAUGUCACCAAACAAAACCACCAAGCUCAGACCAACCAAGGAAGCUGUAUAGGAAGUUCUCAUACCUCCCUGUCAAAGACAAACUCGAGCAGCUCAAUAAAAUCUCCACAGAAAUCACCUUCAAAGUCUAGAAAACCUGUUAGACAAGAAGAUUCAGAAAAUGUGUCCCCUGUCAAGUUAAAACGGAUGUUGAAUUCUGCAGAAUCUCCUGUAUCCCCAAAACGGCCAUGUUUGACAAACUUGGACUCAAACUGUCAUCAAGCAAAUCUUUCUAGUGUUAGAAUAUCUCUGUUCGCUGACGAUAAACUGCAGGACAAUGAUCAUGCCCAGCAGAGUACAGAUAAGCCAGUUCCUGUGUGGAAAAGUCAUGAAACUGAUGUCAGAUUUGAUGCUGACACCAAAACUGAAUGUGAUGCCCAAGAGUAUUCAGCUGCCUGUUCUCAGGUAGAGACUGGAGAAACAUGUCGUGCCUCCUAUAUAACACCCUCCAAAGAAAAACGCUGUGGUGCUGAAAAUGUUCUUUAUAAGGAAGCAUUAAACAGCCCAAAAGAACAAAACACAGAAGAUGCUGAUUUUAAUUCUCCAACUAGGAAUCUGCCCAACUUGGUAAUGGAUGAACCUCAGUUGUAUGUUUCUACCACUCCAAAGUCAGGUCGAAACAAGAGGCAUAAUUGGUUAACACAGAUCAGACUGGAGAAAAUGAAGAAAUCUUCACAAAUAGUGCCAGUACCAACAAGUCAGGGAAAAUUGUCCCCAAAGGUAACCAAAGGCAUGAGGAAAAUUAAUUCCUACUUCAAGUGA
Messenger RNA from Candidula unifasciata, 819 nucleotides. Lineage: Eukaryota; Metazoa; Mollusca; Gastropoda; Stylommatophora; Geomitridae. The record is from the annotation of a GenBank genome assembly.